GCCGGACCGUUCUGAUUGCAACCCAGGUCCCUCUUCCAAUCAGGCACAUCUCCUUCUCCAUCACGUAGUGACCCAUAAAAUUCACCACCAAUCUCUGAACAAGAAGCCAUUGAUCUUCUUCGCUGUUACUAUAUCUAGUCUUCUUCUGCUCCUCUCGCUCUUCUUCGUCCAAUCCGAGCCUUUCAAAUCCCUAGUCUUGUGGGUCUCGCUCUCCCUCCUAAUCGGCCCCUUCGCCCCAUCUAAGCUCUCCGGAGAAGAUAUUCGCGUCGGUCAAGGUCCAAUUUUGGAACCUCCCCUCGUUGACAAGCCCGAAUCAUCGACGAAAAAACCACAUCUGAAGAAACGCCCAAAACUCAUGGCUGUGUAUUCAACUCCGAUCAUUGAGAACUCACUCUAUUUUCUUCUUGGAAUGAGUUAUGUGUGUGGGGUUAGGAGCCCAACACUAAAAAAAGACACUUUCCUAUAUAAGUCAAGGAAAGUCGGGGAGAAUCUAUCUUGCGAAUGAAAAGGGUGGAAUUUCGAUCGGGAAACCCAGUUUUUGGUCUGAUUCUGAUUUCAGUUGCUUUGGAUGAUGGGGUCUGCUUCGCAAGUUUUUGAUAUCAGCUCGGAUGAGGAAACUGUAGUGGAGGAUGUUAAAUGCAACCCGGAAGAUUACCUCUGGCUGGAGGAGAUUCUUGAAACCGUGAAUAAGAAAACGGACGACUCCGAUGAGGUUGUCGUACUGGGCGAGUACAACUCGAAGUCCCAAACCCUCAAAGCCGCCAACAUCGAGGAUGACGACGACUGCAUCGUUUUGGACGGCGACCCAGAUAAGGUUUCGCGUGCCGGUGAAGAUGUCAACCAGUGCGAUGGCGAUUCUGAUGAAGUGAUAGUUGUUGGACAGAAGGGCCAGAUUGCGUGCAGGGACUACCCCCAUGCACGAUAUCUCUGUGCUAAAUUUCCUUUCAGUUCCACCCCUCAUGAAAGUUACUGUGACCGGUGCCACUGUUUUGUUUGCGACUCACCUGCACCAUGUGCUCACUGGGGUAAUGGGGUCUCCGGUAUCAGGCAUUGUCAUGCCACUGAUAAACAAGAGUUCUGGAAAGCUGAGCGUAAAAGUUAUAAGCUGAAGAAAGAUCUUGUGCCACCUGUUCCAGAACUUCAUGAUGCUCCUCUCCCUGCUUCACUGCCCCAAGUUGAGCGUGGUCGAUCUCUAGCACGAGAUGAUAUCUCCAGAAGGACUACAUUUCGUCCCUGCUCUACAGACGAGUUUAGCGUCCCAAACAUUAUUAGUCAGGGUAGAAGUCAACAGCCUGGAAAUGUUUGCAGCAGAAACGCUUACCAUCCUCUACCAGCGACAAAGCAGGUUCUUGGUGUAUCUAAUAGUGCCAUCCAGAGGAGCAGAGGUUCUAGUAUUGGCAACUUAGGCACCCAUCCUGCCUCUUCGAAUACAAUGUUUAAAAGGCCAGGCGUUGUUGGGGGCCCUAUGACCAAUUGUCGAUCUGUUCGGGGUCCAUCGAACAAUAUUAAUUCUGGUCAUUCAUCACCAUAUACAAGAACUCCUCAACGAUCUGUUCGUGGUCCAUCAAACAAUAUUAAUUCUGGUCAGGCAUCACCAUAUACAAGAACUCCUCAACGAUCUGUUCGUGGUCCAUCAAACAAUAUUAAUUCUGGUCAUGCAUCACCAUAUACAAGAACUCCUCAAAUGGCUGCAUCAAAUGAGAAAAAUCCCUGUGAGUGGCAGAACAGUUAUCCGAAUAUGAGUUUGGGAUCAUAUGCAUGUUGUAGCUCCCCACAGCCCAACAUGGGGAAUGUUUCUGUAGACACGGUGCUCUCCUAUCCCCAAGUAUAUUGUCAAACUACCUCCCAACCAAAUGAAGGCCAAAAUAUACUUGGGAAUCAAAGUCAAAACCCCACUAAUCCAGGCACCUCUAAUCUGGGAUUUGAAUGGGUAAACAGCGCAAGUGAAAGCAAUCUGCAACCUUCAGUUGGAAACAUCCAACUUGAUAAUGCGGGGCAGACUGAUGGGGCACUACAUGUUGAUCAAUUUGAUUCCUGUUUAACCAGAAGUGCCGGACUCAAUUAUGAUUACCAUUAUUAUGAGAGCUUGUUUUCUGAAAACCAGUCUGCUCCAGUGGUUCCAGAAAGCCAUGUACCUUCUGAUGAUGUUUUUUCCGCUGAACUUACUGGUGUUGAUGCAGGCAUGCUCUUAUUUGAUUUUGAAACUUCUUGGAAUGGGCUUACACGUGUGUAGUCCACAAUCACUGCCUGUGCUUCUUAUCAAGAAGCAAAGUUAGCUUAUAUUACAGAAGUGAGGGAAUCCUCUUCAGUAGGUUGGUUCAAAGCUCUUUUUUUUAUUAAAGGGGGUUUGGUUGCUGUACUUAUUUCUCGAGCUGAAUUGUACAGAAUCUCCAUAGGUUCAAUGCUGUACAGAGGCCGGAUGACUGUUCUACCGAUCCCUAAAGAUCAAACUUUGUUUGUCAGGCGUUAUGGUGUUGCUGUAUUGUUGCCGGAUCGUUAUCAUGCCUAUUGGUAGCAGUUCCGCACCCAUGCCUUCUCUGUGUCCAGAUACAUAACUUAGAUGUAAUUUUAAUUGCCUAUCCAAAUUUGUUAUCAUAGGCUGAGGAUUAUUGAAUGUCUGGUGGUUUUCCUUGUUAUCGCGGGCAUGGCAAGAAUAACUUGCUUGUUUGUUUGCCACCAGCAGAAACAAAAAUGUGGGAUGUCAAUAAAAGGAAAAUGGAUUUAGUGUCUUUUUA
Messenger RNA from Tripterygium wilfordii, 2735 nucleotides. RefSeq lists its product as uncharacterized. The transcript is spliced from 4 exons. The coding region runs from base 569 to 2233 and encodes 554 amino acids. Lineage: Eukaryota; Viridiplantae; Streptophyta; Magnoliopsida; Celastrales; Celastraceae. The record is from RefSeq and is a predicted model, not a curated record.